This is a messenger RNA of Panicum virgatum (switchgrass), 2393 nucleotides long. RefSeq lists its product as uncharacterized. Bases 148 to 1662 code for a protein of 504 amino acids. The transcript has 2 exons. The record is from RefSeq and is a predicted model, not a curated record. NCBI's taxonomy places the organism in Eukaryota, Viridiplantae, Streptophyta, Magnoliopsida, Poales, Poaceae.
GGGUCUCUUGGGUCGGCCGCCACUUUCCUCCUCGUCCAUCCCCUUCCUCCCGCCGCCUCCGCCGCCGCCGCCGAACCCUAGCCCUGCGCCCGAUCCGAGGAAACCCCAUCGACUUCUCCUACUCCCCCGCUAGGCGUCGCGUGCUGCAUGGAAGAAACCUUCCGGAGCCAGAGGAAACCCUCCCGGACGGGGAGGAAGCUCUCUCCCUCUCCGCCGCGGCGCCCCCGCCCGGUCUCGCGGGAUCCUCCGCCGCGCCACUACCGCCGGCGGGAGCCCUCUCCGACGCGCCGCCGCAGCUGGGUGAUCCUGGACCGCUUCGUCCACCGCAGCCGGAGGCUCCACGGCGUCGUCGAUAACGACGCCACGACCUCGGCGACCUCCCACGACUGCGUCGGCCGGCCCGUCCGCGCGUCGCUCCGGGUGGCCGCCUCCCCCGCGGUGUCCCGCCUGCACCUCCACCUGCCGGACAGGGACGAGGGGAUUGGGUACCUCGAGGACAUGGAGGAGCCAGCCGUGGUCGCCGCCCACCGCAACUCCAUCCUGUUCGAGGUCGUCGUCCCCUUCAAGGAUUCCUAUUGGACCGACCCCUUCCUGUUCCCCAUCGACUACUUCGUCUACUCGGCCUCCUCCUCGUCGCCGCCGUCGUUGACAAGGCUUCGAGCUUGCUUCGAGGGGGUCGCCGGCCACCCCAAGGAGGACAAGUACUUCAAGCCGUACCGGCGACAGCGGCAGCGGGUCAUGUUGAGCCGGGAGGUCGAGCUCUGCAUCCUGCACCAUGCGCCGCCUCCUGCCGGUGUCGGCACCGCAACACCGCCUCCAUGGACGGUUAAGCGUCUCAAGAUCACUCCCAACAUGCGCACGAUGGGCCUCAACCUUGCCUCCUUCAGAACUGACGUUGUCAUUCCCGUCAGUGGCCGCGUCCUGUGCUGGGUUGAUUACUACCAGGGCAUGCUGCUCGUCGACUUCCAACCUUCAGAAGAUGCAGACCAUGAUCAGCAGCAUCUGCUUAGCUUCAUCCCACUGCCCAAUGAGGCUUUGCAAUCUCAACGGCCGUAUAUUGAUGCAGGUGACCCUGAUCCGUUCCGGUGUGCCUGUGUGACCAACGAUGCAGGCAUCAAGUUCGUCUGCAUUAUGACCGAGAGGAGAGUGCGGUCUGCUUCUCAUCACCUAGCCUUCACCAUAUCAACAUGGACUUUGGACAUCGGCCGAGGGGAAUGGCAGAAGGAUGUCGGCGCCACCAUGGACGAUGGUGAGUUCUUCGGUCUGUAUGAUGAUGAUGAAGCUGGCAAGAUUCUGCCACGAGUGCUGCCGAGUUUUCCUGUUGUGAGCAUGGCUGAUCCGGAUGUCAUUUGCUUCCUGCUCAAGGAGGAUGAUGACAUUUUAUGGAUGGUUGAGGUUAACAUGUUGCACAAGAAAGUGCAGUCGAGCGCUGUCUAUAUCAAAGAACAAGAAGGAGACGAAUGGUACUUGUCUGAUGAGAAGGUUUGCAGGAACUUCUUCUUUGAUGGCCACUACUUUAUCCCCAGCCAGUUCUCCGGAUACUUGAGCAAGGACGCCAUCACUAGUUGGGAGCUGAGUGACAUGAUGCAGAAGAAAGUAAAACAGAGGAUGGCGAAACGGAAGAGUGGCGUGGGGGCACAGUCAGAGCAAUUUGCUGGAUGACGAGACAAAGCUGGCCUAAUGCCAUGCCACGUCAGGGUUUGGUCAACCAUGCCGAGUUCCUUCCUAUCAUAUUCAUCCAGGCCGUUGGGCGUCGCAUCCUUUGAUGAGGAAGGAGUACAGGAGGAUGCCCAGCCCAGUCAAAACUGCUCGAAUUGCAACAGUGAGGCCCAUCUCAGAUUGCAAAAGCCCAUCUCUCUCUAGGUUAGGUUAAAUUGGGCCGCCCCCCGCAUAGUCUUAGUAUGGUCAUCGGCCUAUUAUAUGGGCAGCCCAAAAGUUAGUUAACCACAAGUUGACCCUGAAAACAGUACAAAGGUUGACUAGUGUCCCAAAACUCAACAUGCCAAACAUUUACUGUAGUUUCGCAAAAAAAACAUUUACUGUAGAAACAACAAUACAGGCAGUAGUACUUGUAGCAUUAGUCAAAACACUAGGUUGACCAGUCAAAUAGCAAAAGGUUUCCAUGCAUGCAAGGAGCCGGCCAGGAUGGUGUAAAUUAUUUUUUCUUUUAAAAAGAAUGGCAGGAGCACUGCCAAAUCAUUUAAGAAGGAGAAGCAAAGGUUCAUAGAGACUUAUAUAGAUAUUACAUAAAACAAAAAAGACUCACUCUCAAAGAACAAAAAGCAGUAACUAAUAUGAAAAAUAACAUACACUUCGCACCCGCAAGGCUGCCUUCCGCAAGCCGAUCUCCUCCUUAUGAACAGAUUAUUAUUAUGGUUGACCCAAAAUUUGCA